AUGACAAAAGAACUAGAGAAAAACUUAUUUGACAUAGAACCAGUAAAUUUUUUAGAGGAUUACAAGUUAGACAUAGAAGAUUUAUCUUAUGACUUAGAAAAGGAAUUAAGAGAAUGCACUUUACCAGAAGAUAAUCGUUCUCCACUAGAGAGAUUUAAAGAUUAUAGUAGGUCUUGUUGUAAUUUAUCUGCAAUAUGUUCUGUUUUAUGUAUGAACUCUAAAGAAUUAGAUAAAUUAGCUCAAUCAGGUGGUUUUAAAGAUGCUGAUGAUUUAAUGGAAUAUUACCAGCAGGAAACACUAGACAUGUGUUUUAGGAAUCUACAAGAAGCAGCAGAUCGAGAUAAGAGCAUUGCAGCACUAAAGGAGCAUGGAAACACAGUAUCAGUUGCGUUUACAGGUGCAGGGAAGACUAUUUGCUUAUCUGCAGUUAUCAAGAAAUUGGCUUCAGAGAAGGCUAAUCUCAAAACUCUAGUUAUAGCCCAUAGAGACGAAAUCACUUACCAGAACCAAGAUAAAUUCUUGAAAGUAGCUCCCAAUAUUAGUACAUCAUUAUUUAAUGGUGAUACAAAGGACUGGAGCGGUCAAACUGUAUUUGGCAUGAUUCAGUCGUUAAGCAGAGAAAACGCUCUUGAGGAGCUUCCUACUUUCGAUUUAGUGGUAAUAGACGAAGCUCACCACGUAACUGCUGAAACAUACAGGAAGGUUAUAGACUGCGUUACUAAAAAUAAUCCUAAUGCUAAAAUAUUUGGCGUUACUGCUACUCCAAUGCGGGGGGAUAAGAAUAACAUUGGCGUAAUAUUCAGUAAUUGUGCAGACCAGAUUAGUUUACCAGAACUUAUAGGUAGCGGUCAUUUAGUACCACCAGUAACCUAUCGAAUAGAUACUGGCGAAACUGGUAAAAAGCUAGAAGCGAUUCACUUGCGUAAAGGUUCUGAUUACAACGAUAAGGAAAUAGCAGAUAUUUUAGAUACUGUGCCACUAAAUACAAGAGUAGUGGAAGAGUGGAAGGCUAAAGCUGGAAAUAGGAAAACAGUAAUAUUCUGCUCUAACAUUGAACAUGCUUCCAAUGUAACUGACGCUUUUAAACAUGCAGGCGUAAAAGCAGAACUAGUAACUAGCUUAAUGACUAGUGAGUCAAGGCAGCAAGCCUUACAAGAUUUAGAAAGCGGUAAAGUGCAAGUUUUAGUCAAUGUAGCUAUUCUAACUGAAGGUUGGGACUACCCACCUAUCUCAUGUGUAGUAUUGCUUCGCUGUAGCUCUUACAAGUCUACCAUGAUACAGAUGAUAGGCAGGGGUUUGCGUCCUAUUGAUGCAAGCAUUUACCCAAAUGAUAGCAAAACAGACUGUAUCGUAUUAGACUUUGGCAUAUCUACUAUCUUGCAUGGUAAUUUAGAGCAAGAAAUUAAGCUAAAAGAAGAAUUAGCCAAAGAAAGAGAUACUUGCCCAGACUGCAAGAAGAAAAUACCUUUAAGUGCUGAAGUUUGUCCGUUGUGUAAUGCUGAUAUUGAAGAAGCAGAAGAGCAGCAGAAAGUUGCUCGAGAAAAACGAGUAUUAGAGCAAUUUGUCAUGGCAGAGAUAAACUUACUAGAGAAGUCGCAUUUUGCAUGGACAGAUUUAAGAUUGCCAAAUAAAACAAUGAUGGCCGCUGGAUUUAAUGUUUGGUGUUGCGUGCUAGAAUAUGAAGGUAAGUGGUUUGCUAUAGGUGGAAGGAAGCAAAGUGCUGAUAUAGAGCUAGAAACUACAAUAGUUCAUAAAGGUGGUAAGUUACAAGCCUUAGCUGCUGGUGAAGAUUUUUUAUGUAAGUAUGAGACACAUGAGGCAGCAAGUAAAGUUGGAAGAUGGAGGCAUGAGAAGCCUACUACAAAACAACGCAAAUGGUUGCCAGAGCAAUUUAAGGGAGUUCGUAAGAUGACUAAAGGCGAUGCUAGUGCAAUACUGACUUAUUCUAUGCAAGCAUAUAACGAAAUCAAUCAGGCUCUUAGUAGCGUUGCUUAG
This is a messenger RNA of Stylophora pistillata, 1995 nucleotides long. Its product is annotated as putative mitochondrial ATP-dependent helicase irc3. NCBI's taxonomy places the organism in Eukaryota, Metazoa, Cnidaria, Anthozoa, Scleractinia, Pocilloporidae. The record is from RefSeq and is a predicted model, not a curated record.